AUAUUACGUUUUCUCGCUGACAAAGGCAAAUGAAGCCAUGUUUUUGCUUACAAACAAGUAGCGUUCAUACCGCCCUGUUCUGGAUCCUCGCUCGUCCGUAGCAGCACCAGCGAAGCGCCGAUCCUCUUCCCCGCUGUCACUGAAUCUAUCGGGAUACUACUGAAGAAGCAGAGUUUAGUUUUCUUUUAGAAAAAUCUAUAAAUGGGAUAUUUUACCCCAAACUGUCUAAUAGCUUACUGAAUACACGACGAAGACGGGAGAAGCUUUCGGGAUUAUUUUUUUUCACUCAGAAAAUGAGUACCGGGGGAAACUCCUGAACCAGCGCUGGACGCGAGGAGACAAGAUCAGCCGCUGCCGGCCCUCUCUCAGACUGCAGAGCCGACCAAUCAAAAUGAGUUUGGAUACUGAUGACAAGCGCACUCGCACACGGUCCAAAGCAGGAAGAGUUCCCUCAGAGAUUGUUGGACAGGAGCUGAGCUGCCCUACUCCAGGAUGCAAUGGCUCAGGUCAUAUCAGUGGCAAAUAUGCCCGACACAGAAGUGCUUUGAGUUGCCCAUUGGCCAGAAAAAGGCGCCUACAGGAAGCAGAGUCAGAGCAACCUGCCUCCAAGAGGAAGUCCCACCCGCUGAAGCUGGCGAUGGAUGAAGGAUUCAACACAGAGAGUGAGGGGAGUGGAGAGGAGACAGAGUUAAGGGAGGAAGAUGAGGAUGAUGAAGAACAGGCAAAGCAGAAAGCUGGCGAUCAAGCGCAUGAAGAAGAAGAGCAAGCAAAACAGAAUACAGAAAGCACCAAUACAGAGGAGGAGGAUGGUGAUGAAGAGGAGUGCAUCAUCAUUGAGGCAUCCAACAAAGAGAAGCCCAAGCUCUCAUCCUCUGAGGAUCUCUCUAACUAUCAGCACAUCGUGGCCAACUCAAUACCCCACCUCAACAACCACAACAGUAGUGCCAUGUCACCCCAACAACAACAAUGGUCGGUCACAAUGGGAAAACAAGAUAAAAGCCCUUUUAGGGAACCAGAAGAAGAAGAGAAAGAAGGAAAAGAAACAGAGCAAACAGGGAACCAAGUAGGAGUUCUAGUGUCUAAAGAGAAUGGAGUGAUGGGAAAUAUAGAUGAAAUUAACGACGAAGAAGAGGACAUGCACACUGAGAGCCAGAAGGAGUUAGAGCACCAGUAUUUUUCUGAGAUGAUGGAGACACAACAAGUUGAAGAAGAAGAAGAUGAUGAUGAUGAUGAUGAGGUGCUGAGGUCUGAGAUUACAACUGAAGAGACAUACAAGGAAAUUAAGUCUGAAGAGGAAGGUGACAAAGAAACCGCCCCUUCGGUUAUCACUGCCACUCAGGGAUCCCACAUAAGGGAAGACUAUGUUUCCCACAAACUUAUAUUGCCAGAAAGUUACAGCUCUAGUAAGGUCGCCACAACAUCUCCUGUGGUUAUCGAAGUGCAGUCUGAGGAGUCAGAGAGGGAUGCCGAUGUGGACGGUAACGAUGAUGAUGGGGAUGACGAUAGCUUGUCUCAACGAUCAACGGUGGCGGACGAGUCUGAGAUGUUUGACAUCAUGCGGGGGAAUUUGGGGUUGCUGGAGCAGGCCAUUGCUUUGAAAGCCCAACAGGUUAAAGCUCAUCGUGAGCUCAGCCGCAUUCCCGAACACCACCGCUUCUUUCCUCUCAACGACCGGCCCGGCAAACACAUGGAACAUAUCCGCAAGAGCUGCUUCGGAAAAGAGAGUUCUAGAUCAGAGAAGCGAGAGAUCAAAUGCCCAACCCCCGGGUGUGAUGGAACGGGUCACGUGACAGGACUCUAUCCCCACCACCGCAGUCUGUCAGGCUGCCCACACAAAGAUCGGAUCCCUCCAGAGAUUUUGGCCAUGCACGAGAAUGUCUUGAAGUGCCCAACACCAGGCUGCACUGGUCAGGGUCAUGUCAACAGCAACCGCAACACACACCGCAGUUUGUCUGGAUGUCCCAUCGCUGCUGCUGAAAAGCUCUCGAAAAGUCACGAGAAGCAACACCUGCCCCAGCCCAUGAGCGAGCAUAUCAAAGGCAGCCCAAACUCUGACCGUGUUCUCAGGCCCAUGUGUUUUGUAAAGCAGUUGGAGAUUCCUCCUCAUGGCAGCUACAGGCCCAGCCUCAUCCCUGCCACACCACGCGCUAAUCUGGCCAAGGAGCUGGAGAAGUAUUCCAAGGUGUCCUUCGAUUAUACAAGCUUCGACGUGCAGGUGUUCGGCAAGCGCAUGCUUGCCCCAAAGAUGCACACCAGCGAAACUUCACCCAAAGCCUUCAAAUCCAAACCUCCAUUCCCCAGGGCCUCCCCCCCAAGUCCCAGCUUGCACAUUGGUUAUGGAAAAAGCUCCUCCAGCAGCUAUGAUUAUUCCCAUGAUGCCGAAGCCGCCCACAUGGCUGCCACUGCGAUCCUCAACCUGUCCACACGCUGCUGGGAGAGACCAGAGAACCUCAGCAUCAGACACCAAGAUAAGAGUAUGGAAAUUGAGGUGGAUGAGAAUGGCACCUUGGACUUAAGCAUGAAGAAGCCCAUAAAGAGAGAAGUGGGCAUGUCUUGCGCCAGCCCUGAAGUGCGUUCCCCUGAUCUGUCUUCAUCAUCUUCAUCAUCAUCCACAUCUCUUCACCAUGUCAACAGCAGCAUCUCGCCCCACUCUUUACACACCUACAAACAAGAGGAGUGGGAGGGGCCUCUGGACUACACCAAGCCCAAUCGACAGAGAGAAGAGGAGCUAGAAGAGAUGGACCACAGCACCCAGUCAUUUGCCUCGUCUGACCUUGAGGAUUGCGACAUGAUGCAGGAGAGCCUUGAUGACAGGAAGUACCCUGGAGAGGUCACAACCCCCAGCUUCAAGGUCAGGUUCCAGCCCAAGGACAACAAGAAAGAGCUCCUACUGUGUCCCACUCCGGGCUGUGACGGCAGUGGACACAUCACCGGAAACUAUGCAUCCCAUCGCAGCCUGUCUGGGUGUCCUCUCGCUGAUAAGAGUCUUCGGUCCCUCAUGGCAGCACACACAACUGAACUCAAAUGUCCAACUCAAGGAUGUGAUGGUUCAGGCCAUAUCACUGGUAACUACGCGUCUCACAGGAGUUUGUCUGGGUGUCCACGGGCCAAGAAAGGUGGAAUAAAAACAACUCCCAUCAAGGACGACAAGGAGGACUCCGAGCUCUUAAAAUGCCCAGUGCCAGGUUGUGACAGCCUGGGUCACAUCAGUGGGAAGUACGCCACUCACCGCAGUGCGUAUGGAUGCCCGUUGGCAGCCAGGCGGCAGAAGGAGGGUUUGCUGAAUGGGUCUCCAUUCUCUUGGAAGGCAUUUAAGACAGAAGGCCCAACCUGUCCCACACCGGGAUGUGAUGGAUCGGGACACGCCAACGGCAGCUUCCUCACCCACCGCAGUCUCUCAGGCUGCCCCAGAGCCUCCCUCAACAAGAAGAAAGCCAAGUUCCCUGGAGAAGAGUAUCUCAGCACUAAGUUCAGAGCCAGUGACGUGUUAGACAAUGAUGAAGACAUCAAGCAGCUCAAUAAAGAAAUCAAUGAUCUCAAUGAAUCCAACAAUGAGAUGGAGGCAGAUAUGGUCAACCUUCAAACACAGAUCACAUCCAUGGAGAAGAACCUGAAAAACAUUGAGCAGGAGAAUAAGGUGAUUGAAGAACAGAAUGAGGCAUUGUUUAUGGAGCUGUCUGGACUAAGUCAAGCUCUUAUACGGAGUCUGGCCAACAUCCGUCUGCCUCACAUGCAGGAGCCAAUCACAGAGCAGAAUUUUGAGAGCUACGUGAGCACCCUUACUGACAUGUACACCAAUAAGGACUGCUACCAGAACCCAGAGAACAAGGCCCUUCUGGAGACCAUCAACAAAGCGGUGAAAGGCAUUAAGGUCUGACUAAGCCAAAAGAUGGGGAUGAGAAACAGAAGUGUGGAAGAGAAAUAGAAAGUGGAGCCAUUGGGAAGAGCAUACAUAUGACACACAAAAAGGGCAUUCAGGUUUUUUUGAACAACAAUCUAAACCUUCAUCCCAGGGAGCAUUCUGUGAGUUCAAAAAGAGGUAUAUAAUAUAUAUUAUUAUGAGGACCAAAAUCCACAAAAGCUGCUGGAUUGGAAGUUGAAGAUGGAACCAAAUCCUUUAUUUAUGGAGAAAAGAAGAGACAAACCAAGUUUUCUUUACAGUUUUUGUUGUUUUACAUUCAAACGGUGAGAAGUUUUGAAAGAAGAAGAAGAAACUGGGAGUAGAACUUCCAGAAGAUGUACAGCCCAGGCUUUAGGUGAAAGAGAUUAGUGAGGAUUCUGCUCCACCGAAACAACAAAAGUGACGAUCCAAAUACAAGUGAUCUGUACGUGAGCCCCAGCAGAACAGACAUAUGCAGUGUUUGCUCAUCUUUCCAUCUUUUCCCGAAGAAAAC
This is a messenger RNA of Cyprinus carpio (common carp), 4394 nucleotides long. Its product is annotated as myelin transcription factor 1-like. The transcript has 23 exons. NCBI's taxonomy places the organism in Eukaryota, Metazoa, Chordata, Actinopteri, Cypriniformes, Cyprinidae. The record is from RefSeq and is a predicted model, not a curated record. Gene Ontology annotation, cellular component: nucleus. Gene Ontology annotation, biological process: regulation of transcription by RNA polymerase II. Gene Ontology annotation, molecular function: zinc ion binding; DNA-binding transcription factor activity, RNA polymerase II-specific; RNA polymerase II cis-regulatory region sequence-specific DNA binding. The coding region runs from base 392 to 3877 and encodes 1161 amino acids.